AUGAACGACGAUGAGCACCCAGGACCACCGUCAACGAAAGGUGAUGAGCACCCACUACCACCACAUCGUACGCCCACCACCAUCAACCAAUGGCCACCAUCACCACCACCUACAACAACGAGGGCCCAGCACCACUGUCAACGAAUGGCGACCAGGGUCUGCAACCACCAUCACCUCCAACGAGGGCCCAGCACCUGUCAACGAACGGCGAUGAGGACCCACCACCACCACCUAUGGACCACGUCAAACGCCCAUCCAUGAACCAGCCAGGUCCGUUGGGUAGUAGAUAGCGUAGUUGUAAACACCUCUUGUAUUCCCUUGUAACAAUACAAUUCAUUCUUUUGUUCAUGCUUUC
Molecule: messenger RNA, 355 nt
Organism: Laccaria bicolor S238N-H82
Lineage: Eukaryota; Fungi; Basidiomycota; Agaricomycetes; Agaricales; Hydnangiaceae
Exons: 1
Coding region: 1-261 (86 amino acids)
Source: RefSeq, a predicted model, not a curated record